CUAGAUGUUAGGAUUUCUCUGUUUUUGACCGGCUUCCUCUGUUCUCAGCUAUCAAAACGAACCUUACAUCUCCUAGAUCAUCAAAUCAAAUCGAACUCCCACUAAUCCCUGUAUUGCAAUCAUGGCUUCCCUUGUCUGGGCUUUCACCCCUCCAACAUCACUCAUCAAUGGCAAGAAAGAAUUGAGUCUCUCUUGUUUUCCUUCAUCAUCAUCUACUGUGGAGAAGAAACGCAAGGAAACCAUCUCGAAGAAGAUUGUUUCUGUGGCGGCACCACAACAGUAUGAGCGCAAGCCCUCCACCACCGGCUCAGCCAAGAAUCCAAUGACCAUGACAGAGAAGAUACUGGCUAGAGCUUCGGAGAAAUGUGAUGUUAAGCCAGGGGACAACGUGUGGGUUAAUGCUGAUGUUUUAAUGAUCAACGAUAUUACUUGUCCUGGCAUAGCUGCCACCUUCAAGAAAGAGUUUGGCCCGAAUGCCAAGGUUUGGGACCGUGAAAAGAUAGUAAUUAUCCCUGAUCACUACAUAUUCACAAAUGAUGAAAGAGCUCAUCGAAAUGUGGACACUGCCAGAAACUUCAGCUUGGAGCAAAACAUUAAGUACUUUUAUGACAUUACUGAUCGCAGCAAUUUUAGGGCCAACCCUGAUUAUAAAGGUGUUUGCCACAUUGCUCUUGCCCAGGAAGGUCAUUGCAGACCCGGAGAGGUCUUGUUUGGGACAGAUUCUCACACCACAUCUGCUGGAGCAUUUGGCCAAUUUGCUACUGGAAUCGGUAACACUGAUGCAGCCUUUAUAUUGGGAACAGGAAAGCUCUUAAUCAAGGUUCCUCCAACUUUGAGAUUUGUGCUGAAUGGUGAAAUGCCCAGCUAUUUACUUGCCAAGGAUUUAAUUUUGCAUAUCAUUGGUGAAAUAUCAAUGUCUGGUGCAACAUAUAAAGCCAUGGAGUUUGUAGGAACCACUAUUGAAAGUUUAAGCGUUGAAGAAAGGAUGACAAUAUGCAACAUGGUUAUAGAAGCAGGGGGCAAAAAUGGCGUUGUUCCUGCUGAUGAGACAACAUACAAAUACCUUGAGGAUAAGACAUCUGCUGGCUAUGAACCAGUUUAUAGUGAUGAGGAAGCAAGAUUUGUGGGCGAGUACAAAUUUGAUGUAUCGAAGUUGGAACCAUUGGUGGCGAAGCCUCACUGUCCGGAUAACCGUGCCCUGGCAAGAGAUUGCAGAGAUGUGAAAAUUGACAGGGUAUAUAUUGGAUCAUGUACAGGCGGAAAGACAGAAGAUUUUAUGGCUGCAGCAAGAGUUUUCUUAGCCGCAGGUAAAGGCGUCAAAGUUCCUACAUUUCUUGUCCCUGCCACGCAGAAGGUUUGGAUGGACUUGUACACUCUCGAGGUACCUGGCUCAGGUGGCAAGACUUGUUCUCAGAUUUUUGAAGAAGUUGGUUGUGAUGCACCUGCGAGUCCUAGCUGUGCUGCCUGUAUGGGUGGCCCCAGAGACACCUAUGGACGCUUGAAUGAGCCGCAGGCUUGUGUGUCAACAACAAAUAGGAACUUUCCAGGUAGAAUGGGGCACAAGGAGGGACAGAUAUACCUUGCUUCACCAUACACUGCUGCAGCAUCUGCAUUAACCGGUUUCGUAACUGAUCCGAGGGAGUUUUUGCAGUAAGUUAGAGAGCGUGAAGUUGGUCGUGGCUUAUUAUGCAGUUAGGAUCAGGUUUUGAAUAGUCGUAAUAAUGAAUAUCCCGGAAACUUGGCAAGAAGUAGGGAGUAAUAGCGUACUAGUUUACGUACUUUUAGAUCUAUCAUUUGCAUUCGUCUAAUUCUUUCUUCGAAAUGAAUGGUGUGAAAGCUCCUAUCAUGAUAAUUAUUCAUUCAGCUC
Molecule: messenger RNA, 1867 nt
Organism: Neltuma alba
Lineage: Eukaryota; Viridiplantae; Streptophyta; Magnoliopsida; Fabales; Fabaceae
Product: 3-isopropylmalate dehydratase large subunit, chloroplastic-like
Exons: 15
Coding region: 122-1654 (510 amino acids)
Biological process (GO): amino acid biosynthetic process
Molecular function (GO): 4 iron, 4 sulfur cluster binding; 3-isopropylmalate dehydratase activity
Source: RefSeq, a predicted model, not a curated record